AUGUCUGCUUCCAUGCAGGAACCUGUUAUGGUUUUAGUUCUAUGCACGGCCAACUUAUUGGGAUCAAGCAGCUUUACUUGCCAACAAGAAACUGAAGCUGGUUCUGCUUCUGGUGUUUUUGAUGUGCUUAAUUAUGGAGCAAUUGAAAAUGGGAGAACAGAUGACUCCAAUGCAUUUUUAUCGGCAUGGAAAGCUGCUUGUGAUGCCGCGAUGGGAAGACCGGUUUUAUGCGUGCCAGAGGGCAAAACAUUAUUGUUGAAUCCUGUGGGAUUCGAAGGUCCUUGCAAGUCUUCAAGCAUUACCGUAUAUGGGAGGCUUCAGCUGGCACCAGAUAUUGAUUCAUGGCGUAGCCAGAGUUCUAAGAAUUGGCUUAGUUUUUCUGAGGAACCGGAUAUUGAAAGGCCAACAGCAUUGCAAUUUGUUAGCUGUGCUAACCUUCAGCUUAGUGGAUUAACACAUAUUAACAGCCCAAGAAACCACGUAAGUGUGGUUGGUUGCAACGGAUCAACUUUCUCUAAUCUUCAUAUAACUGCGCCUGGGGACGGUCCCAACACCGAUGGCAUCGACAUCUCUAAGUCAAGUAACCUAAAAAUUCAAGACUGCAUCAUGGCAACAGGGGAUGAUUGCAUUGCCAUGCUUGGAGGAUCAACUAACAUCAAUAUUACUAGGGUAGCAUAUGGACCGGGGCAUGGUAUAAGCAUCGGGAGCUUGGGAGAGGAUGGAACAACUGAUGAGGUAGAAGAAGUUCUUGUGACAAAUUGCAGCUUCCAUGGGACAAGAAAUGGAGCACAGAUCAAACCUGGCAGGCAUGGGAGAGGGAAUGGCUAUGCCAGACACAUAUCCUACCAAAUCCUAUCAUCAUCGACCAGUUCCAUUGCAAUAGUGAUAAGCUUUGCAUAA
Diospyros lotus (date-plum) is the source of this 900-nucleotide messenger RNA. RefSeq names its product probable polygalacturonase At3g15720. The coding region runs from base 1 to 900 and encodes 299 amino acids. The record is from RefSeq and is a predicted model, not a curated record. Gene Ontology annotation, biological process: carbohydrate metabolic process. The transcript has 8 exons. Gene Ontology annotation, molecular function: polygalacturonase activity. Lineage: Eukaryota; Viridiplantae; Streptophyta; Magnoliopsida; Ericales; Ebenaceae.